CCAUACAAAGUGUCUGCCAAUAGCAGAGCUCCCUGGCAUUCUGCCUGUCACACUGACUGCAUCACUUCAAACAUGGCGGCGGCCUCUGCAAGGACACUGACAGCAUGGGUUUGCCGUGCGGGUUCGACGGUUGGACACGCCACACGAGUUGCCAGGUCUCCACUCGUCCAGAGUGUGGCAGCCUUGGCUCCUGUUAACUGCGCCAGACAAAAGCUUCACUUCAGCACUAGCUCUUCAAGGUUUCUUCCUGCUGUUACCCAGCAUGCCCCACAAUUUAAAGGCACCGCUGUUGUCAAUGGGGAGUUCAAAGAGCUCAGUCUGGAUGACUUUAAGGGGAAAUAUCUUGUCCUGUUUUUCUACCCUCUUGAUUUCACAUUUGUUUGCCCCACGGAGAUUAUUGCUUUUAGUGAUAAGGCAAAUGAAUUCCACGAUGUAAACUGCGAGGUUGUGGCUGUGUCGGUGGACUCUCACUUCUGUCACCUUGCCUGGAUUAACACUCCUAGAAAGAAUGGAGGAUUGGGUCACUUGAAUAUUCCGGUUCUCUCAGAUUUAACUAAGCAGAUAUCCCGUGAUUAUGGCAUUUUGCUUGAGACUCCCGGCAUUGCUCUGAGGGGGCUUUUUAUUAUUGAUCCUAAUGGAAUAGUGAAACAUUUAAGUAUUAAUGAUCUCCCUGUUGGCCGAAGUGUGGAGGAGACGCUGCGCCUCGUUAAGGCCUUCCAGUACGUCGAAACACAUGGGGAAGUCUGCCCAGCCAACUGGACUCCCCACUCUCCCACGAUUAAACCCAAUCCGGAGGGCUCUAAGGAAUACUUUGAGAAAGUAAACUAAGCGAUGCGCUGUGUGAUCAUAUCAAGAAUAAUGAAGAGCACUUAAUUUACAAUGAACUGCUAGAGUGUGCGUGCAUUCAGUCACAAUACCAACUGUGUGAUGCAUCUCGACUUUAGGUAACAAUUCUAUAUAGAGUGACCAACCAUGAUGAAUAAAGAC
Pelobates fuscus (common spadefoot toad) is the source of this 987-nucleotide messenger RNA. It is a transcript of the gene PRDX3, whose product is annotated as peroxiredoxin 3. Gene Ontology annotation, molecular function: thioredoxin peroxidase activity. Bases 73 to 828 code for a protein of 251 amino acids. NCBI's taxonomy places the organism in Eukaryota, Metazoa, Chordata, Amphibia, Anura, Pelobatidae. Gene Ontology annotation, cellular component: cytosol; mitochondrion. The transcript is spliced from 7 exons. The record is from RefSeq and is a predicted model, not a curated record. Gene Ontology annotation, biological process: cellular response to stress; hydrogen peroxide catabolic process; cell redox homeostasis.